Lasiodiplodia theobromae is the source of this 1695-nucleotide messenger RNA. RefSeq names its product Cytochrome p450. The transcript is spliced from 3 exons. Lineage: Eukaryota; Fungi; Ascomycota; Dothideomycetes; Botryosphaeriales; Botryosphaeriaceae. Gene Ontology annotation, molecular function: iron ion binding; oxidoreductase activity, acting on paired donors, with incorporation or reduction of molecular oxygen; monooxygenase activity. The coding region runs from base 1 to 1695 and encodes 564 amino acids. The record is from RefSeq and is a predicted model, not a curated record.
AUGAGUGUACCGCGUAUCGCUCUUUCUGCCACUGGCACCUCAAUGUCACUACUGGUUGCUCUUGUAUGCGCCCUGCUUUACCUUGUCACCAAAGCAUACCUCUCGCGCAAAGUGAUCAAUGAUCUACGCAAACAAGGACUGCCAAUGCCGCCGUUCAGCUGGAUCGCGGGGCAUAUGCUGGUAAUCAAGGAGUGUCUCGAGGACCUACCUGUUGAUGCCGUCUUCAACUACACUGCUCGGCGCCUUUCUCUCGAUUUUCCGAAACACCACAUGUUCUACCUUGACUUCUGGCCAAUCAGCACCCCGUUCCUUGUCGUGGCCAACCCGUUUGCCGCGUCGCAGAUCACCCAGCAGCUCAAUGCCCGCAAACCUGACGCCGUGGAAAGCGCAUUCCAGUCGCUGGCCGGCGGUCCCAACUUGAUAACCAUGCCUACUGGCCCAUGGAAGAAGUGGCGCUCUAUUUUCAGUCCUGGCUUCAGUCCUGCCUACAUGUUGGAGCAGGUACCCAAGAUGGUUGAGAAGGCCGAGGUCUUUUGCCAACUGCUGCGUGAGAAGGCUGCCCAAGGCGCCGUGUUCCAGCUUGAGGAGGCUACGUUUCGUCUGACCAUCGAUGUCAUUGGUCUGAUCUCGCUAGACUCAGACUUCAACUACCAGACAUCCGACUCCGAAUUCCCCGCCACCCUCCGCUCCCUCAUCGAAUGGGCCACCUUCGGCGACGAAAUCAACCCGCUCAAGCGCUGGAACCCCUACCGGCCCUUCAUCUCGUGGUACUACGGCCGCCGCCUUGACACCUUCAUCCACGCCGAGCUGGAGAAGCGCUUCGCCGAGCGCAAGCAAUUCCUGCAGCCCGAGAAGCCGAAGGACCGCAAAGUCCGUUCCAUCGUCUCGCUCGCCCUCGACAGCUACAUGACCGAGCACCCUUCGGCCGAGUCCAGCCCCACCCUCGACCCGACCUUCAAAACCUACGCCACAGCCCAGCUCCGCCUCUUCCUCGUCGCCGGCCACGACACCACCUCCAGCGCCAUGACCUACACCCUGCACCUCCUGCACACGCACCCGGCCUUCCUCGCCCGCGUCCGCGCCGAGCACGACAAAGUCUUCGGCCCCGACCCGUCCGCCGCCGCCGCCCUCCUCGCCGCCGACCCUUCCCUCCUCAACAAGCUCCCCCUCACGCUCGCCGCCGUCAAGGAGUCCCUCCGCCUCUUCCCGCCGGCCGGCGGCAUCCGCAUGGGGGCGCCGGACAUCGUGCUGACGGCCGAAGACGGCACGCGCUUCCCGACGGACGGCUGCAGCGUGUGGGUCGUGCACGAAGCCGUGCAUCGCAACUCAGCCCUUUGGCCGCGGGCUAACGAGUUUGUGCCGGAGAGGUGGGUGGCUAGGGGCGAGGAAGGGUACGACGAAGCGUUGCAGCCGCGGGUGAAGGGGGCAUGGCGGCCGUUUGAGGUGGGGCCGCGGAAUUGUAUUGGGCAGACGCUCGCGUUGACGGAGAUUAAGACGGUGUUGGUGGUGGUGUUGAGGAGGUUUGAUAUCAGGCCUGCGUAUGAGGAGUGGGAUGGGAUGGAUUCGAGGAGGAGGAGGAGGAGGAGGAGGGGAGUGAAGCGGGCGAUGGGGGAGAGGGCGUAUCAGGUUUCGGGGGGUGGGGGCGGGCAGCAUCCGGCUGAGCGGUAUCCGUGUCGGGUUUCGGUGAGGAGGUGA